Messenger RNA from Ostreobium quekettii, 327 nucleotides. The record is from the annotation of a GenBank genome assembly. NCBI's taxonomy places the organism in Eukaryota, Viridiplantae, Chlorophyta, Ulvophyceae, Bryopsidales, Ostreobiaceae.
AUGUGUGGUAAGCAAAACAGACUUGCUAGUUUUCAUUCAAUUCCUUAUCAACUGCAUAUUGUGCACCCUGACAGAUGGCAUGCAUUCAUCCAGAGUAAGGUUAUAUGUUUGCCAAGAGUUGUGAAGUGCACCGGUGGCCACAUGCCCCAUUCAGCCUCCCGAUGUGACCAUCACAAUAGGCUUUCACAGAGCGCUGCAAUAGAGCUGCAAUGUGUGGGUGUGUUGUACUGUUCCAAACGUGGGAAAUUCGAUGCCAUUUAUGUGAAACCGAAGUUUGAGGCUGUUGAAGAACCAUGUGAAGGCACAAUGAAAUUUGUUGCAUCGUGA